AACUCGUGGGGGAGAAGGAGGAGGAGGCGCGGCGGUGGAGAUAGAGAGGGCGAGGGUGAGGGCGAGGGUGUCUGUACGUACACCGAGAGAGAAUCGAUCUAAAACUAGGAGUCGCCGCAGUAACCGCUGGGAGGAAGCCACUGUUACAAUUUGCCCCCAUAUGCGCUAGUGAAAUCUUAGAUCGGGUAAUUGUACGCCGAGGCUGGCUAGAAUGAGGUGUUCCCGCGAGGUGGUAGUGGCUCGCGUUCGGUCCGCGCGUUGAUCACGCGAAUGAAGAGCCAGCUCUCUUCGGUGGUGUUGCUCGGUCGUCAGAAUAUUGCACGGGACGGUGUCGGACCCGAGGAACGGACAGAACAAGGUUGGAUGAAGAUGGAGAACUUUAGGUAGAACGGAACGACGGCCAGAGCAAGACAGAGCCAGACAGAGCCAGACAGAGCCAGACAGAGAUAGACGGAAAUAGAGUGAGAGGUGGAACGCACGCACAUAGGGUAGAUAACGGAAAGAGAUGACUGCCCACCCCACCCUCGAAUAGAGGAAACAUUCCGACAGAGAGAAAACCAAAAGAAAAAGUGUGUUGUUUCGGUGACAAGUUUCGCGAGAGAAGGUCCAAGGAAACGUUGUGAAACAAGGGGAAUCGGGGGAGAAAGCAACGGGUUUAGACGGGCCGAAGGAGGGUGGAGAAGGAGAGAGAGAGAGAGAGAGAGAGAGCGAGAGAGAGCGAGAGAGAGAGAGAGAGAGAGAGGGAGCGAGAGAAAGGGAGAGAGAGACAGAUCGAGCAAAGGGUGGGCGGACAGUAGUGCACGAGAGCAUCCCGUCGCUACGAUAAUGCGACGUGCAGCUUCUUUGCUCGUUCCUUUUGAAUAAGUGCUUGCUGGGACGGUCCCUUACCUGCAGGGAUAUGACGUAAUGGCAAGAGAGGAGUUACGGAGCAAGAGACCUUUUAAGAUAUGGGACAGCUGGCGUAACGUUAGAAAGGGACUGGUUGUUAGUAAUUUCGAGGAACUGAUACACAGGGGCAAGGAGAAACUGGGCGUUCCGCAGAACGAGAAUGUGUCAUUGGUGCUAGAGUCGGACGGGACGCAGGUCGAGGACGGCGAGUAUUUCAAGACCCUAGCGAACAACACAAUCCUGCUGUUGCUGAGGCAUGGUGAACGCUGGUGUCCGACCGGUGUUGACAUCAUACGCGCCGCGAUUUCAGCGAUUCCGAAAAUAGUCUGCGAAACAAUUCACGCCCUGGAGCUGCACGAUGAGACGCCGUCGUGGAAGAUCAUGGACAAUAAGGGUCGGGUCACCGUGGUGUUGCAGUGGGACCCGCGUUCGUCCACGUCAUCGCAAGUACAGCAGCAGCAGAAAGGAUCGGACGCGGCCAGCUCCAAGUAUUCGCCGACAAAGAAGGCGGACCUGAGCAGCUCGCAGCGGCCAUCUUUGGUGAUCCAGACCAGCCUGGACAAGCUCAAUUACUCCAAGUCGGGUCACCUGGCGGGCGAGAUCGGUCCCAGCCGUUACACCAGCCCCCAAAUUACUGUGAUAAAUCAUGACGACAUGCAGCAGCAGCCGCAACCGCAGACCCACGGGAUCCCCGGCCGCCUGGUGAAGCAGGGUACGAACUCGUUCGACAGCACCACCAUCCAUAUCCAUACGCCAGAGUGUUCGAACCACAUCCACCAACCGGUGGUGAGGAACGGGAGUCCUGUGAACGGCGCGGAUAGCGGCGCCAGCGGCGAGUGCGACUUCCAUUGUUGCGCGUUGCACGAAGAGGGUCGCAGGAUCGCGGUGCAUAAAUCUGUGGCUACGUCGCCGAUCCAGGACGCCCAGCAUCAGCAGUACCAGCAGCACCAUCAUCCCCAUCAGCAGCAACAGCAACAGCAGCAACAGACACAGACGCAGACGCCGUCGCCGCAGCCGCCGUCGUCGUUGUCCGACGGGACAAGGCGCGUCGGCCUCGCCAAGGGGCACGUCAGGUUCUGCGACACCGCGGACGACGACUCCGGCGGCUCCCGACUGGCUGCGGGAAACUCGGGUGGCGGCGCUGGGUUCCACCUGCGCCACCAUCACAAUCAUCAUCACCAGGAGCACGACAGCUCCGAGUCCGAGACCGAGAACACGAUCAUGGAGGACGAGAUCGUGACCUCGGAGAAGUUUUUACUGCUCAUCGAUCAGCUCACCGUAGACCAGAAACACCUAAGUAUCAAGGACAUCGGGAUCAUACUCGAACGCCUCAGCUCAAAGAUCGUGGACGUCGAACGUCUCGAUCGGGAGAGCGAAAGCGAAGAGUGUUACAACUGGACGAUCAAGGCGAUCAUCAAGGGGGACGUGUUGAGAGAGCUCGGGGUGAUCUACAACGGGAACUACUACGCGAUCUCCGAGCAUCCCGGUUAUAAGGAAGAGUCCGAGGAGAAUAACGAGGAUAACGAGGAAGAGGAGGAGGAUAGACUUUAAUAUGAUGCUGUUUUACUAGAUAGAUAGAUAGAUAGUUAGAUAGAUAGAUAGAUAGAUAGAUAGAUAGAUAGAUAGAUUAUACACCUAUUAAUGGUUAUUAUUAAAUCUAGUUAUGUAUCGAGAGCUGCGGCAGUCGGCAAAUGAUUCGUGAACGAGAUAGACGAGGAUCGAGAAAAUUGCGGGGACGUGAGGAACAGAGGGGGUGGGACGUGAAGCAGCGACACGUGAUUUUUUUCAAAAUGUUUUCAUAAUAAAACGCGAACGGGCACGUCGUACGGAGGCGAGGAAAAGAAAAGAGCAAAAAAAAAAUAACACGAUAUGAAAUCAUACGAUACUUAUAAACUUAGUUCUAAAGACGGUUGUUGAAGUAUGUACUUAUUAAAUAGUAUGUAUACUUGUAGGAAA
Messenger RNA from Megalopta genalis, 2844 nucleotides. It is a transcript of the gene Drep2, whose product is annotated as DNA fragmentation factor-related protein 2. The record is from RefSeq and is a predicted model, not a curated record. Gene Ontology annotation, biological process: apoptotic process; regulation of apoptotic process. Lineage: Eukaryota; Metazoa; Arthropoda; Insecta; Hymenoptera; Halictidae.